Python bivittatus (Burmese python) is the source of this 826-nucleotide messenger RNA. NCBI's taxonomy places the organism in Eukaryota, Metazoa, Chordata, Lepidosauria, Squamata, Pythonidae. The record is from RefSeq and is a predicted model, not a curated record.
CAGGGCCCGCCGACCGGGGAGGUCGCUGCAGAGUUCGUGAUGGCGGCCGCGGCGCUGAUCAGGAAGGGCGCCUCCAGCUGCUCUCGGCGCUGCGUCCUAGGGGGCUUGUUGCCGCUCUGGCGGCGGGGCUGCGCCGGGAUCCCGGUGGAUGAUACGGUGAAUGGUCUGAGCGCGGAGCAGCGGCAGCUUAGGCAAACCAUGACCAAAUUCUGUCAGGAACACUUAGCUCCAAAGGCUCAAGAAAUUGAUCGAGAGAAUGAAUUUAAAGGUAUGAGGGAGUUCUGGAAGAAGCUCGGGGAGCUAGGAGUUCUGGGAGUAACUGUUCCAGUUGAAUGUGGUGGAUCAGGGAUGGGCUAUCUGGACCAUGUACUGAUAAUGGAAGAAAUAUCUCGGGUUUCAGCAGCAGUUGCAUUAAGCUACGGUGCUCACUCAAAUCUGUGCAUCAAUCAGUUAGUGAGGAAUGGCAACGAAGCACAAAAGGAGAAAUAUUUGCCCAAGUUGAUUAGUGGAGAGCAUAUUGGAGCACUAGCGAUGAGUGAAGCCAAUGCUGGUUCUGAUGUUGUCUCUAUGAAGCUGAGGGCAGACAAAAAAGGGGAUUAUUUUGUUCUGAAUGGAAACAAAUUUUGGAUUACUAAUGGGCCAGAUGCUGAUGUUCUAAUUGUUUAUGCUAAAACAGAUUCCAAUGCUGUUCCAGCUUCUCGCGGUAUAACAGCAUUCAUUGUGGAAAAGAAUAUGCCUGGUUUCAGCACAGCACAAAAACUGGAUAAACUGGGAAUGAGAGGGUCAAAUACCUGUGAAUUAAUCUUCGAAGACUGCAAGAUUCCUG